This is a messenger RNA of Drosophila bipectinata, 1003 nucleotides long. RefSeq lists its product as uncharacterized. The record is from RefSeq and is a predicted model, not a curated record. Lineage: Eukaryota; Metazoa; Arthropoda; Insecta; Diptera; Drosophilidae.
UCUACCCGGACGGAUCUCUUGGCGGAAAAAUGAAACUUUGGUAUCUCACCUGUGUUCUCGUGGCCAGCUUUGCCGUUAUUUGGGCCGCCAGCGGAGAAGAGGAGUCAGAGGAGCAGGAAGAAACAGAAGCUUCAAAGCUACCAAGACAACAGCCUGGCCAAGGAUUCAAGAUCAUAUCCUUCGAUGCCGUGGGUAAGAAUAUUGCUCUGGGCCUGGACUAUCUGGUGCCUUUUCUCGAGGUUCCUGUCAAGCGAAAGCGAAAUGCUCCACCAAAGCCACUUGUGAUUGUAAAUUCCGCUGCCUUGCUUAGCUGUGGACUUGUGGCAGCAGGAGGUAUUUUUGUGGGUCAUUUAAUACGCAGUUUGGGUCUGGAGGCCAUCACAGGAGAUGCUCAUCGUCCCAUUUUCGGAAAUUCCAGCAAUCACAAGCCCAAGUCCUCCGAAGAAGUGACAACUACCACAAUACCUCCACCCAGUUCUGGUAAUGCCACAUCUCGGGGUAUGUUUGAAAAUGACUUUGGUCUGCCAAAAAUAUUCGAAAACUUUAAGUUAGUUUACAAAAAUGAAACUGGAGAUCGCGUGGCCACCAGCCUUCCAAAUAUUUUAAGCACUAUUGAGAGAACCUUUAUCAAAAACGAUGUUGAUCUUUCCACCUGCCUUCUUAAAUCCAUUUGUACUUUGACACGCAAGGCAGGCGACCGGGUUCGCCAGGGUGAGGCUACGGAUAUAGAGCAAUUGCUGGACAAUGCUACCAGUUGGUCCUGGCUGUUGUCCUUGCUGGAACAGUCUGCCUUCCGAGAGGCCAUCGAUGCGGGAAAGGUUGCUGGAAUACAUCACUGCUCUGCCAAAUAUCCAGAAUGCAAAUGGUCUGUCCCCGAGGAGAAAAUUCUGGAGCUAGUGCGCAAUAAUGUCCAAUUUAAAUAGGAAUUUAGGCUUCAAAUACUUACCCUACAUACUUACUACUUGUCUAAGAGCAUAGCUUCAAAAUUAGAAUACUUUUAAUA